This is a messenger RNA of Lolium rigidum, 1032 nucleotides long. Its product is annotated as protein STRICTOSIDINE SYNTHASE-LIKE 10-like. Lineage: Eukaryota; Viridiplantae; Streptophyta; Magnoliopsida; Poales; Poaceae. The transcript has a single exon. Bases 1 to 1032 code for a protein of 343 amino acids. Gene Ontology annotation, molecular function: strictosidine synthase activity. The record is from RefSeq and is a predicted model, not a curated record. Gene Ontology annotation, biological process: biosynthetic process.
AUGGGUUGCGGGAUGAGCCGCCUUGCCAAGGCCACGAUCGCCGUGGUGAUCAUGGUCAUGCUCUUCAUGCCCGCCGCCAUGGCGGCCGCCAGCUUCGACGCCACCCGGAGCCAGCACCUGCCGCUGCCGCGCGGGACGGUCCGCGGGCCGGAGAGUGUCGCCUUCGACGGCAAGGGCCAGGGCCCCUACAGCGGCGUCUCUGACGGCCGUGUCCUCAAGUGGAACGGCGACAAGCUCGGCUGGACCACCUACACGCACGGCCCCGGCUACGACAGCAAGAUGUGCACGGCCACCAAGUUCCGCCCGGAGACCGCGACCGAGAGCCAAUGCGGCCGCCCGCUCGGCCUUCGGUUCGACCAGAAGACGGGAGACCUAUACAUCGCUGACGCGUACAAGGGCCUCAUGCGGGUUGGCCCAGGCGGCGGGGAGGCAACGGUGCUGGUCAAUAGCGUUGAUGGCAUACCUCUAAGUUUCACCAACGGGGUUGACGUUGACCAAACUACCGGUCAGGUCUACUUCACGGACAGCUCUAUGAACUACAACAGGGCGCAGCACGAGAUGGUGACGAGAACGGGGGACUCGACGGGCCGCCUCAUGAGGUACGAUCCGCGGACUUCAGAUGUUACGGUGCUCCAAUCAGACAUGACCUACCCUAAUGGCGUCGCCGUUAGCACCGACCGUACUCACCUUGUGGUUGCGUCAACCGGUCCUUGCAAACUACUAAGGCACUGGAUCAAAGGCCCCAACACAGGAAGAUCCGAGCCUUUUGCCGACCUCCCGGGUUACCCUGAUAAUGUGAGACCUAGCAACAAGGGAGGUUAUUGGGUGGCUUUACACCGUGAGAAAAACGAGCUUCCUUUUGGCCGGGAUAGCCAUCUGCUUGCUGUGAGGGUCGGCUCCAACGGGAAGAUACUAGAAGAGAUGAGAGGUCCCAAGAGUGUGAGACCGACGGAGAUAAUGGAGAGGAACAACGGCAAAAUCUACAUGGGUUCCGUGGAGCUGCCUUAUGUCAGUGUAGUUAAACGCAAAUAG